Molecule: messenger RNA, 4672 nt
Organism: Notolabrus celidotus (New Zealand spotty)
Lineage: Eukaryota; Metazoa; Chordata; Actinopteri; Labriformes; Labridae
Gene: ch25hl3
Product: cholesterol 25-hydroxylase like 3
Exons: 2
Coding region: 378-1181 (267 amino acids)
Biological process (GO): cholesterol metabolic process; sterol biosynthetic process
Molecular function (GO): iron ion binding; steroid hydroxylase activity; C-4 methylsterol oxidase activity
Source: RefSeq, a predicted model, not a curated record
AGAAGCCACUUUGUGAAGGUCAUUGCUUCAUCUCAGUAACAAAGCACUUCCACAUGGAUGAAACAAGAAAUGUAGUGUUGAAACUUUUGUGUAGAUGACAGCCCCUCCUCCUUUAAGGAGGGAAAAAAUCUUCAGCAGUCUGACUCGACUCCUGCAAGAAGUGGGGGAGCAGCCGAGGAAAAACACCUCAAUCACCUUUUCUUAGAAUAUAUGGAAGAGAGUUCAUCCAGAUCCCUCUGAAGCGCUUUUGAAGUGGAGACACGGUAUUUUUAUGAGGCUGAAGGCUAAAAAGAGAGAACUAAUGACCACAUUUGAAAAGUGAUUUCUGUGGAGCAGUUGGUGAUGUAAGAGGUCGUUGAGAAGAAGUAAAAGCGGUGAUGAAUGAACCCUCCACGGCGCAUGGAGAGGCAUACGAGCCUAUUCUGCAGGGAUUAUGGGAGUAUGUGAGAGCAGGUCAGGAGGAGAUCCUGCUCUCUCCUUACCUGCCUGCGUCCUGCGCCUUCUUCAUCCAUGUGCUCCUCAGCACACCUUUCCUCGCGCUGGACGCGCUGGGCAGCGUCAGUCAGCGGGUUCGGUCGUGGAGAAUCGCUGCGGGCUCGGGUCCGCGUCCAUCCCUCCGUGAGUGGGUCGAUUGCUUCUGGAGGGUGCUGUACAGAUACCUGACCGCUGUCCUCCCCACCACCGCCGUGUUUCAGACCCUGAGGAGCCCCACGCUACCAGAGCUGGCCCCGUCCUGCUGGCAGCUGUUUGUGGAGGUCGUUGCGUGCUUCCUGCUGUUUGACACCCUCUUCUUCAUGUGGCACUUCUCUCUGCACAGGGUUCCUUGGCUCUACCGAAACGUCCACCAGCUGCACCACCAGCACCACACACCCUUCGCUCUGGCUGCUCAGGACAGCAGCUCGGCCGAGCUGCUGUCUCUGCUGCUGCUGGCUCUGAGCAGCGCCUGGGUGCUGGGCUGUCACCCUCUGAGCGAGGCUUUUUUCCAUCUCAUCAACAGCUGGCUGGCAGUGGAGGACCACUGUGGCUACAACCUGCCAUGGUCUCUGCACAGACUGCUGCCCUGUCUGGGAGGAGCCCCCCACCACCAGGCCCACCAUAGAUUCCACAGUGGCAACUACGCUCCCUACUUCACUCACUGGGACCACCUCUUUGGCACAUACCGGUCAUCAGGGCUGUCUUAGCAUCAGAGUUUUAAACUGUUUGGCAUUGAAGGUUAUAUAUUACAACCUUUGUAGAACAGUUUGCAGUGCUGACAGUGCUACGAUUGUACUCUCAUUCACAGCUGUUCUGCAAGCAAGUGAAUGCAGCAUGAGAUGAAGGCACAGUUAUUCAAAACAGAUCAAGACAAGGGAACACUUAAGCCCUCUGAACUAAUCUGAAACUCAUUUGCUUGCUUUCUACAUUGGUGUAAGGUACAGUAUACGGAUGAAAGUAUUCAGCCACAUCUGUUAAUCAUUGAGUUCGGGUGUUCCAGUCAGACACCUUAUCUCCAGUGAAGGCAGCUCUUAAUGCUUCAGCAUACCAAGACAUUUUGGACAAUGCCAUGUUUCUAACUUUGUGGCAUCGGUUUGUUGGAAGCACUUUUCUAGUCCAAUAUGACUGUGCCCUGGUGGACAAAGCACGGACUAUAAAGACCUGCUUUGAUGAGCUCGGUUUGGAAGAACUGGACUGGCCCACAUAGAGCCAUGACCUCAACCCCACAAGCACUUUUGAGAUGAAUUGGAACGGAGAUUGUGGGCUAAUCCUUCUCGUCUAACAUCAGUGCCUAACCUCAUAAAUAUUCCACAGAAUGAGUGGGCACACAUUCCCACAGAAACCUACAAUAUCUUGUGGAAAGCCUCCCAAGAAGAGUGGAAGCUGUUAUUGUUGCAAAAGGGGACCAACUCCAUAUUAAAGUAUGUGUUUGAAUACAAUGUCUGUUAGUUCCUGUUGUCGGAAUGGUCAGGAUAAAAUAUGACAUUUAUUUGAAAAUGCAUUUGAUAUGUUUGAAGAAAAGAUAAAUUGCUAACUGUAUUGCUAACUUUUUUUAACACUACUAGAGGGGAAUAAUACAACAUUUGAGAAAAAUGUUUUUUAGUUGUUGCGGAAUGCCACAAUGAAAGAUCGAUGCACCUCUCAAAUCAGAAGCUACAAGCAUGUCGGUCUGAAAAUUAAAGAAAUUCAAAGGACUCAUGACUUUAUGUCAACUAGCUGACAUAUACAUGAGAUCAGUCAUCCGAGUCUGGGUCAAGGUUACGCUAAGGUCUUGGCAAUACCAGCAGUAUUUUCCUCCUUUGACAUACAAGGACAAGAACAUAGUUGUGAGUUCUAGUCUAUGUGCAGGAAUGAGAACUUUGUCCACUGCCAAGAAUAGCAAAACUGAUCCCACUAAACACCUAACUAAAUAAGAUCUUUCUACCACCUUAGUUGCCAGAGACAGAAAUACCUGCGACCAAGGUGCAGCCAAAGAUGGCUCAGCAGACCACCAAGGAGGAGCUACUCCAUCCAAACAGCCAAGCUUGAUAUGAAAUUAUCACCAGCUCCAAAAACUGUAAGCCAGGUAGAACUAAACAGACUGAUUGUAAGGUAUGUUGUUGAAGACAUACUUCCCAUAUCAGCUGUUGAGUAUGCUGCUUCGAGAGAGCUAAUUAUCAAAUACAGAGAGACGAGAGGCAGGGUGCAUUUAUGAGAGCAAAAAGAAGUGAUGCUAAAGUUGCUUCCCUGAGUAUGUAAUUACUUUAAAUGCAGUAAUUUAGUGAAUCACUCACUUUUUGAUAGCAGGAACUAUUAAUUGUAACUAGUUUAUGCAGUCUGAACUUGAGAGUGUACUACCAUGCUCUUCAGUUUUCGGUCUCUCCAUGGCAUUCUGUAUCAUUAGUUAGUUGCAAAACAGGCCUCGUUCCAGCCGGUCAAAAAUAUGGCUGGGCUGGUACACACUUUUGGUGAGCAAAAAAAAAGCCUGGAGGUUACAGAAUGGUGAUGUAUUUUUUUGUAUAUAUUUAUUGUAUAUAUUUUUUUUGUAUAACUCCUGGUAGCCACAGUGUUGGUUCAAUAAACAUGGUGAGGCACAGGUAAUGGGAGGGGGGUCUGGGGGAACUUAUGAGGAUCUAACACAUAGUUCCCUGCUUUGUGGUACACACAUUCCCACAGAAACCUACAAUAUCUUGUGGAAAGCCUCCCAAGAUGUUGUACAUAUUUUUACAACAUUUUUAAGUUUAAUUAUUUAGAAGGAAAACAACAUUUGUAAUACUUUACUUACAAAAUGCAUGAUAUUCCCUGCAUGAAGUUCACCUUCUGGUAAGACUUCAUCUGUAAUUUUUCACACACUCAUUUUAAAAGUGAGUAUUUUACACAUAAUGAAAUGAUAGAACUGUGUUCACUGAUUUAACAUUUAAAUUAAAUAAAGACUUUUCAGAUUAACCUCCUAACGCCAAUAAUAGGGUUAAAUUUCCAAUAGGUCACUUUAUCACAUGUUCCCCUUUGGAUGGACAUCUUGGAGGCACUUUGUUACAUUUUAUCCUGAAGGUCAUCCAAAGGGCACUUUAUCAUGAUUGAGCCACUAGAAGGUCACAUACAAGGGCCAUUUAUUAUGUCUUCCACUGAAAAGGCACCAGAGAGGGCAUUUGGUAAAGUUGUGCCAACUAUAAGAGGUAUCCAUGAGGGCAGUUUAUGAACUUUUAAAUUAAGUAUUUCACAAAAUGUCAAACUAUUGGUUUCAUAUGACAAAAUAUUGUGAUAAUGGUGGUUUGUUUAUUAUUACAUAUAAAGUAUGGUGCAGUAAAACUACAUUUUUAAUGGACCUGUCUACACUGCAAUAACAGUGUGAAUACGUAAUGUGAGCACUCCUCCUCCUUGAGCUAAAGCUGAUGUGUAAUUGGUGCCAUAUCUUCUCGAUGAGUGUUUGUAAAGACUGUUAUACUCAGUGCCUUAUUUGGCCUUUCUCACACAAAGUUUUUAAAUGAACCCCACCGUCUCCACACGAGGUCUUACAGAUUGUUUGUUGUGCUGCUGAGGUUAGUGAUCUGUUUGCCCCAGGCGUCUCAGCCGUCCUUGUUUUCCACAAACGGGGUCCUCAGGGAUCUGACCCAACAAUCAGAGCCACGUGUUUUCAAAGAGGAGAACGCUUCCAGUCACUAUUUGCAGUUGUUACCUUUUGACUGUUAUUUUUUUCACUAAAUAGUCAUCAAUAUGUAUGUGAUCCAGUGAACCCAGCAUCCUGUGGUCUCACUCAUUAUUUUCUACAGGAGCCAGCUGGGUUUGUGCCGCAGGAUCUGCACUGAUCCUCUUUUCACAUGAAGGUUGUCUAGGAAAGAGCUGGAGAUUGCUCAAGCUUCCUACACUUCAUUACACAGAUAAGUUGCCUAACGCCUAAUGACUCAUUGUAGGGAAUCAAAUGGCGUUCUUGGGAGAUAACAGAUUUAAUAUGAUUGAAGAGAUGGUUUGUUGACUUGAGCAUGAUUUAAACUUGUGACAGAAAAAUGUAAACCAUAUUUCUUCGUAUGUCUAAUAAAGGUUUAACAGCUCUUUUGGUCUGGACUUUCGCUGAGCUAAUUUUGCUGAGGAAUUAGGGUACUAUUACUUGGCCCUCAUGAGCAUGUGAACUACUCCAAACAUCUGCUCCUCAUUGCAGCUCUUUAAAUGGGCUUUUUGAAAUUUCGCAAUAUCUGAAUCAAUAAAAGAUUUGUCAAAGGUG